AUGGCUUCUAGUUCAGGUUUCCUCUUCGCCACCGUAGCUCUCCUCCUCGUCUUCAACAUCUCCAGCAAGACACUGCCGAUGACGCCGGAUUACGCCAACAUAGCGGCGAGGCUUAACGGAGGAGGACUAAUGGAGUGUUGGGAUGCUCUCUACGAGCUCAAAUCAUGCACCAAUGAAAUAGUUCUAUUCUUCCUCAACGGCGAGACCAAACUCGGUGUCGGAUGCUGUCACGCUGUCGAAGUCAUUUCCAACAAUUGUUGGCCGGCGAUGCUAACUUCCCUUGGCUUUACCUCUGAGGAAACCAACGUCCUUCGCGGCAUUUGUCAGUCUCCGAAUUCCGGUGGUUCUUCUCCGGCUACUUCCCCAGUAAAACUUUGA
Eutrema salsugineum is the source of this 378-nucleotide messenger RNA. RefSeq names its product egg cell-secreted protein 1.2. Bases 1 to 378 code for a protein of 125 amino acids. The transcript has a single exon. Gene Ontology annotation, biological process: double fertilization forming a zygote and endosperm. The record is from RefSeq and is a predicted model, not a curated record. Lineage: Eukaryota; Viridiplantae; Streptophyta; Magnoliopsida; Brassicales; Brassicaceae.